AUGUAGAGAUAAUUAAGAAAUAAACAAAUAGGUAUAGUCACAAAAAUUGCUAUAGCUGUGCAUACUAUUUUGUUAUUUUUAUUGGUUGUCUCAGUUUGUUUGAAAUUAAGUCAAGAAUUAUUAAUGACAAUUUUAUUGGCAUAAGCUGUUUGGUAAUAAAUUAUUAUUGAGACCCAUCAUCUAAGAUUAAAUAGAUUUAAUUACUUAGAAGAAUAAGAAUAAAUAAGAAAGAGAUUUGGACUAUCAACCUAAAAACACUAAGAAUCCUCUUUGUGGUAUCAUUAUUAAUAUUCUUUAGGUAUUAUAGAAGAAAACUCUUAUUACCAACAGUUGUUAUGAUUAUUUUCUUCUUUACUAAUUAAUCUUAUGAGGAUUUGUACUAUUGUUUUAUUUCUGUACAUGGACUCUUAUAAAUUUAUUAAGGUUCUACUAUUCUUAUAGUUGGAAUCAAAUAGCAUAUUGAAAAGAAUAAAGAUUAUUAUGGUGAUUUAGAAAGUGAGGGAUUAAUAAUGAAAAGGAAUAUGAUGUUAAGAAGAUCAGAAGUCAGAGCAUAAAAAUUAAAGACAUUGGUCAAUCUAUUAAAGAAGUUUUAUAUUACAAUAAACACAAUAUAUUUCUUUUUUAGUGUGUUUUAUGAAUUCUAUGCCAUCUUUCAUAAUUUACCACCUUUCGAUUUACUUUAAUUUAUUUGUAAUCAUUAUUAAAUACCUGUUUCAAUAUAUGCAUUAAUAAUAUGCUAAAUGCAUAUACUUUUAGUGAUAUUAUAUUUUGGAAAUGUAAUCAUUCAAAAGAAGGCAAAUAGAGUUAAACGACUCUAUGAGCAUGUAACAAAAGAAUAGGAAAAAUUAUAAGUAGAAGGAGGAAAGUAUUUAAGUGUAAUGAUCUAUUUAUCGCUUACUAUUAUUAUAUUUUUAUAUUAUAAUAGUAUGUAAGGAACCAUUGUAAAUAAAUUAAUGGAUAUGAAAAUAAAUUAGUACGGUUUGAUUGCAAUAUUAAUCAACUCAAUAAGAAUUUAUAUUGA
Messenger RNA from Paramecium pentaurelia, 1021 nucleotides. The record is from the annotation of a GenBank genome assembly. Lineage: Eukaryota; Ciliophora; Oligohymenophorea; Peniculida; Parameciidae.